AUGACUAGCUCAAACUAUUAUUAUGAUUCUGAAAAUGUAGAUAUUAAUAACAUGUCUCCUUGUGAGCCAUUAUGGUAUGAAUCUCCUGAAACUCCUUACGAUGACUUCAAAUGUUCUAACUUUGAUGACAUCAAGAAGGAUCCUGAUACAUAUCCCUCCGAAUCCUGGGCUCAAUCACCAUCUUUUGUGGAAGCUGGAAGCGCCUGUGUUCCCACUCCAAAAUCGAAUUUACCUCCAACCAAAUCUCAUCGCAUGAUGCCAUAUCAACGACCAACUGGUGGAUUAUCUCCCAAAUCUUCUGCUAGCUCUAGCUGUAGCUCACGAGGACGUCCUUCGAAAGUUACAAGUAACUCGAAAAUGGCAACUUACGCUAGGAAUUAUCGUGAAAUCAAAAAAUCGCAAAUGGCGCAGUGUACUCAGCAGAAUGAGGAACUCAAAGCUGAAAACUUCCGGUUGAGAAUGGACAACCACGAACUGCAAAGCUCAUUAACUAGAUUGGAACAGGAGAUUGGACACCUUCGUGAGGCUUUCAGCCGCACCUCUAGCAUUGUUUCAGCCAUUUCUUGCCUGAAAGGUUCUUCAGAGGCCAAGCCUUCAGCUCCAUCUGAUUUAUUUAACGGAUUCUGUUUGCAUUUAAUGGAUGGAAGAUUCUCGUUCGAAGUAUGCCAGCACUGCAGUACUAAUGCUCGCGAGAAGUUGAACCCAGAAGUGAAACCUAACUCGAAUACCAAUGAAGUGACUCCUUUGUUUAACGGCGAUUUUGAAAGUAUUUCAAAAUUCCCCCAGAUGUCCCCACCGCCAUGA
Messenger RNA from Auanema sp. JU1783, 804 nucleotides. NCBI's taxonomy places the organism in Eukaryota, Metazoa, Nematoda, Chromadorea, Rhabditida, Rhabditidae. The record is from the annotation of a GenBank genome assembly.